Molecule: messenger RNA, 3214 nt
Organism: Lampris incognitus (smalleye Pacific opah)
Lineage: Eukaryota; Metazoa; Chordata; Actinopteri; Lampriformes; Lampridae
Gene: krt222
Product: keratin 222
Exons: 10
Coding region: 295-1911 (538 amino acids)
Molecular function (GO): structural molecule activity
Source: RefSeq, a predicted model, not a curated record
GCUGGCCCCCAAGGGUACUAAGUGACACUUGUUUGUAGAGCAACAGGUCAACUGCAGCCCGUCUGCCUUAUCUGAUCCUCCCAAGGCUCCUGGCAGUGAUCCGGGGCACAAGGGGAAGGAGAAAGCGUCGACCAACUCCGGCGAAGGGGAAUGUGGCCGAGCUCCGUCAGUCGGGGGUGGGGGUUUUAGCUGCUGUGACCAGAAAUCGCCCAUGUCUGCUUAACAAGCUCCCAUAAACUCACACUGGGUCCUGGUCUUUGUGGAAAGGCCACACAACCUCAGCUCAUUGCCUCGAUGGAUUCACUUAAGGACGGUCGUUGGAGCAAGCACGGCCUCAAUGCGCAUCUCAAGGGCUUCCUGGACCAGGUGAACAGGCUGCAGGAGGCCAACAAGCAAUUGGAGAAACAGAUAGCUAACUGGGGGAUCAAGAAUGCCUCCCGCACCCAGGACUGGUCCCAGCAGGAAAGAAACGUCAACGCCCUCCGUGCCCAGGUUGGUAAACUGCUGAUAGAGAACGCCCAGCUGGCGCUGCAGUCUGACACCAUGAAGUCCAAGGCGGCUGCCAUCCAGGCCAGGUGUGAGGUUGAGGAGAGGCAGACCAAGCGGCUGGAACAACAAGUCGUGCUGCUGAGGGAGUCGAAGAUGAGCGCGGAGAACUCCAACGUCCAGCUGGAAGCCGACCUUCAGCGCUCCACGACGGAGCUGCAGGAGAUGCACCGGGAAUUUGAGGCAGCCCGGGCUCUGCAGCAGCAGCGGGCCGACUCCUGUGAUGCUGUGCUAGUGACGACCACAGCAGCGGAGGAGGAGGAGGAGGAGGAUGGCACAGGGAUGGAGCUCUCCCAGCUCCUCGACCAAAUCCGAGCGCAGUGCAGCCAAGCCAAUCUCCCCGGCCCAGGGGAGGCACAUCACAGCCCGGGCACCAUCCCUAAUCCGGGCCCAGGCUCGGCAGGGCCUGGUCGAACCGGAGCAGCGUCAGCAUCAGCAUCAGCAUCAGCAGUCCGAGCAAAUGGAGGCGCUCUCUCAGAGGAGGAGGCAGCAUGGGCGCAGGUGAACCUUGGCGGAGCCGCCCUGAGGGAGGCGCGAGCCGAGCUCGCCGAGGCCCGGAAACAGUGGCACUCCCUGCAGGUGGAGAUCGAGACCUUACACGCCCUGGAGAAGGGCCUGGAGAGCUCCCUGCAGCACACGCAGCAGCUGUACUCCAGCCAGCUGCAGGACCUGUCCCAGGUCAUCUCCGGGCUGGAGGGCGAGCUGGAGCAGGUGAGGAGCGGGCUGGCCACGCAGCGCCAGCGCCACAGCCAGCUGCUCAACACCAAGAUGAGGCUGGAGCGGGAGAUCGCCACCUACCGGCGCUUGCUGGAGCGCGAAGAGGGCAGGUACAUGGGCCAUAAUAGGCAUUUGGUGACUCUGCGGCCAUGGGGGAGUUCCCUGGUGGAGCCAAAGGAGAACGGGCUGGAGAAUGGCUUCAGUGACCCAGCAGUGUCCCCGGACGAGCCCAAGUCUGAGCCCCUGCCAGACAUACCUCCUCUCCACCUGCCAGACAACGGGGUGAAGAAGAACUCUCUUCUCCAGAGACAGCAAAGCCUGGUUAUUCUCACAGAACCAGAGCAUGAUGACGAAUUCCAUAUCUCCACGGUGAAGACUCAGGAGAUUCUUCAGGGCAACGUGGUGCAGGAGAGUGCAGAGGGUCACGGUACUGUGGAGACAGAGAAGAUUGACAAGGUGAUUAAAAAAUGGGAGGGGUCCUUCUUCAAGGGGAACCCCAAGCUGAGGAAGAAGUCGGUGUCGCUACGCUUUGAUCUGCACAUGGCUGCUGCCGACGAGGGUUGUGCCCAGACAAAGCAGGACAGCCUGCCCGACGUGGAGGUGCGCCUGGUCAUGAAGAGGUCUCGCAGCAUUCCCACCAUCACCUAGGAACUGACGCCGCGGCAUCGGCUGCCCCGCUUGGCCGAGGUGACGAGGAAACGUCAAGAAACAACUGUGGGAUUGUGGAUUUCACCAUCCUGUCAUGCUCAAGUAUGAUAUGAUCAUGAAAUCUCCCAUCACACCAAGCCAGUGAUUCGUGAAUGCCUACUAAGAGACUUUGCAUCACUCAUUUGUUGAAAUCAAGACACAAAAAUCACCCCACCGCCGCGUAAGCGUACUCAUCGGGCUUUGGCAAAAGCCUCGCAAGGGGCCAUUUCUAUAGCAUCUUGAUUCAUUCAGACCGAACGACAUCACCUAUACUGGAGCUGUGCAUUAUGAAUUCAUGUUUUGAUCACAUUUUGCUAAUCAAUGUUCUAUACCAGAGAGCAAAACUCUAAACACUUUAAUCAGUGCAAUAUAGGGUUGUUAUCACGUCCCUCAUAAGAGAUUAAUAUAUGUAGUUUUAAUUAACUCUAAUCAACUAACCCUUCCUACAGCCGACCGAAAACAGAUAACGAGACAGACACUGUAAAUUAAGCAAGGAGUCACAGGUCUGUAUUUUAAUUGGCUGUGAACUAUUUAAAGAUUUUUUUUUCUUCUUUAUUUUCUUUCUUUCUUUUUUUUUUUUUAAAUUUCUGUCCUUAACUGCUUUGCAUCGCAGACUCACACGAGCACCGGCACUUAAGAGAUCCUCUUAAGGCUCGUUCACUAAGGGGUUUGUGUAUAUUUCAGUAUUUAUGUAGAUACAAAAAAAUAUUUUCCUGCAAAUCGAACCGAUCGUGUCAAUUGCGCAAUGCAUUACCCCCCAAAAGCUGCUCCCCCGUGGGGUUGUAUAAGAAGCGAGGCGCCCGGCUCUCACCCCGCGCGUCUCGGUGACUGUAGGCAGCCUGUCCGGCCAGAGGGGGGCAGUGUUUGUACAUAGUGAACCGCCGCAUCUUCGACGCUUGCCUCCUGGGUUGUUGUGUAAAUAAUCUAUAGCGCUUACCUGUUAAGGCUGGUUACACUUUAACACGAGACGGUUUUUAUGCUGGGUUUUGGACUCCGCACACAGACAUUUGUGGGGGGGGGGGAAGCGGAGCCGUAGAGCAGUGCAGUUGGGUGCCUCUUGAUAAGUUUAAAGAAGAAACACGAAUAAACGAUGAUCUAUGCAGUUCUUCCUUGGUUUGAGUUUUGCGCUCGCUUCGCGGAGCGCUCGAGCCGCGCUCGAGCCGCGCUCGCUUGUUCGUUUGGGGAGCUCCAGCACUUCAGAAUGAAGGGUUCUGCUUUUAUCUGCCAAUUUAUCAUUAAAAUAAAAACUAUACGCAAUCUAGUC